Symbiodinium sp. CCMP2592 is the source of this 2865-nucleotide messenger RNA. The record is from the annotation of a GenBank genome assembly. NCBI's taxonomy places the organism in Eukaryota, Dinophyceae, Suessiales, Symbiodiniaceae.
GUUUAUUUGCUGUUGGCCACAGUCGCUGCUGCCCCGUCAGCCCGGCGAGAUCACGCAGCCGCUGCUUCUGACACUGGCGACGUACUGUGGUUUUACGGUGGCAAGGCAUCGACGGAUUUGGGGGAUUUGCUGCUAGAUGAACUCUGGAGCUAUGACAUUGAGACUGACCGCUGGACUUUACAAAGUGAAGGCGCAGGGCCCCCUCCACGUGAGGAGCAUGUAGCAGUGCAUGCUGAAGGAGCGAUUUGGAUCCAUGGUGGCUGGGCAGGAUCACCUGCAGGACAGCUCGAUGACCUUUGGUCCUACAAUAUAUCCGCUGGGCGCUGGGAUCUGAUGAACAAUCUUGCAGGACCCUGGGCACGUAAUCGCCACGUUGCCGUGUAUGCUUCCGGUAGACUUUGGCUUCAUGGCGGAUUUGGCAGAACAGAUCUGGGUGGUACGUCGCUACUGGAUGACCUGUGGAGCUAUAACAUUGAUACUGGCAACUGGAGUUUACAAAGUGAAGGAACGGGACCCUCUCCACGCAUGGACCAUGUCGCAGUAUAUGCUGAGGGAGUGAUUUGGGUCCAUGGUGGCUGGGGAGGAUCAGAUGCAGGACAGCUUAACGAUUUGUGGUCCUUUCAAAUUUCUGGCGGGCAGUGGAACCUGAUGAACACUGCCGAAAGACCUCCGAGUCGGUAUCACCAUGCUGUUGCUUCCGCUGGAGGGCUGAUCUUCAUUCAGGGCGGCUGGGGAGGCGACGCAGCUGGCAUGUUCGACGACGUCUGGUCCUACGAUCCUGAAUCUGGACUUUGGGCUCUGAGAAGCAAAGGCACUGGACCGCCUGAUCGAGUAAGUUAUGCUGCUGUGCAUGCGGCGGGGAAACUAUGGAUUCAUGGAGGUUCCAGUCCUCGCUCGGGCCACAACCCGCAUUUCGGUGACUUGUGGUGCUUGGACCUGAGCACGGUCUCUUGGCGGCAAGAACAUGGGCAAUUCGACCCCUCAGUCGGGCUGAUCAUGCUGUCACUGAACUUGCUCACCUUUCUAGUCUGUCAUUGCGGUGGUCGGCUCUGCUGUCUGGCGAGAUCCAGGCGGAUGCGAUGGAGCUGUAAGCAGGUGGGCUGCAGAGCGGUUUUGCGCUUUUUCGCACUUCUUGCUACCUUAGACACCGCGGAGCAGGAGGUUUGUGGAUGGAUUGCUCGACCCCUUGCCUCCUUGUGUCUGUCGAUCCUGGCUGGGGUCUUGGUGCCAAGUGCGAUGUACUUGUGGGAACUGGUACCGAUCACUAUAGCACUAAACGUAGUAUGUUUCAGCUUUCUGUUUCUGUGCUUUGAUCAGCCGCGCGUCCGUGCCUUGGAACGAUACAAAGCAAGAUGGCGCGAGUCCUCGUUGUCUGAUCCCGUGUACCUGACCGGCUUUCUUCUGAAUGCAGACAUUCGGCUGGUGCGGUUGGAGUAUCUGCAGGAGUUGCUACAAGAAGGGCACGCGCUGCCUCGCAGGCAAGAAGCGGAGCAUGCAAGCGUGAAGUCUACGGGGCAGACAGCUGUGGUCUCCCAUGCUGAGAUGCUAGCUUGGGCCGCGAAGAUGCGUGGAACUCGCAGUGGCCAGAUGGCAAGCCCUAUCAUUGUCGUCAGCCACUGCUGGGAGACCCGAGAACAUCCUGAUCCUUGGGGCUACCAGCUGGAGACCAUCGUGAGAUCUUUGCAGAAGUUGCAGCAGGAUGAGUUUCACGAGAUCUUGGGUGUGUUCAUUGACUAUACCUGCCUUUACCAGUUCAAGCGCAAGAGACGGCACGAGGAGGAGAGUUUCAGAGCAGCGAUGGAGAAUAUGUCUGUGCUAUAUGCGCACGAGUGGACUCAGACACUAUGCGUAAUAGAUCAGACGCCGGAGUCCUACAAAAGCAGCAGCGCUGGCAGAAUCUCUGUUUAUUGUCCAGACGAGGAUGAAUUGCAGGACAGGCCAAUCACCAGCUUGGUGCCAAACACGACAGACUACGAACUACGUGGGUGGUGUUUGGCAGAAUUGCAAUGGUCCAGUCUUCGAGCUUCAGAAGUAUAUCGGAACCCGCUCCAUCCCAGCAGCGCCUUGCCAAACCAACAUUUGUGGGCACGCCGGUCUCCAAUGGCACCCUACAAGUUUCGCAGUGAGUUGGCGAAGAGAGAGAUCAAGUUCACACACAGGUCCGAUUUCACGCCUCUGAUCGCAGCACAGCAGGCAGCGUUCGACGACAAGGCACGCCAGUGUGACAGACUCGGAUUCUGGGAUCUGCCGGCCGGUGAGGUGGAGAUUCUUGGAGAGGCUGUGUACUUCUUCCCGCACGUACAGACUCUGAUUCUGGAGCGGUGUCCUGCCAAUGUGGAGGGAUUCAUUCGAAAUCUUUCGUUCAGCACCUCCCUGGAGCAUGUAUUCAUGCGGAGCGCUGAGAUCGGAGACGCAGAAGCCAAGGUCAUCGCCGAAUUCCUUCCAAGUUCCAAGUGGAAGACGAUCGCGUUGGCGGACAACCACAUCGGAGACGAAGGAGCCGCUCACCUAGCAGGCGCCGUGAAGGCGAUCCACACGCGCCUGGAAGGUCUGCAGCAAACAAGGCCUCAGAGCUUCCUGAUGGACCUCACUGGGAACUGGAUCAGGGAGUCCGGGCUUGCUGCUUUCAAGGUGGUGGUGGAAGUGAGGAUCGGCGGACAGAAGAUCGGUCGUGCCUCUGGCAGUGAUGGUCAGGCGGUGGAUGCUCCUCAGGCUACGGUGAUUGGGAAGGAAACGGCUCCAGAGACGAAAAGCGAUGGCCUCCGGGCCACCGCGGAUGUUUCCCCAGCAGAUCCGGAACCUCCUGGUUGCAUCGCUGAUCCGCCGCUGCUAAACAUCUUCUUAUCUGUAGGGUCUACGGCUUAG